GCGCGCCAAGUCCGCAUGUGCCACCUGGUAGCGCUCUGGGGAAGAUCCCGGGCGCAGAGUUUCCUUCCCGGGUGCCUCCGGGGCCCAAGGCCAGCCGGCAUCCUCGUGUCUGCAGGCCCGGGGCCGGCGACGGCUGUUCCUUCCAUUCGGCCGCGGCCCGAUGGAAGAGCCUCCCGGGAAACCUCUCAGCUAUGAAGAAAAGGAAAAGUUGAAGGAAAAGUUAGCAUUCUUGAAAAGGGAAUACAGCAAGACGCUGGCCCGCCUCCAGCGUGCCCAAAGAGCUGAGAAGGUUAAGAAUUCUGUUAAGAAAACAGCAGAAGAACAUGAUUGCUUGUUCCAGCAGGACAUUUCACCACAGCUAAACCACUCAGAAUCUAAAAAUAAUGUAUCUCCUUGUGAGACAUUACAAAUCAGCACCCAUCUGGAUGAAGAAACUGGAGAAAAGACACCUAUCACACUUGACAUUGAGCCUGAGUCCUUCAACCUUGGACAUGGCCCCGUGGAAAGAUUACAUAUACAAAGUGAUAUCCAAGAACAUUUUCCCUACCAGGUCAGUGGUCCUAGUGGUGAGAAAAGGCAGAGUAAGUUGCCAAAGAGAAGAAAGCAGCAGCAGAGAACAUUUACUUCACAGGCGAGAGAAUCUUUCUUUGACAUGGAUUCACUCAUACUCUCUGGAAAAAGACUAAAGGAACUGGAAGAAAUCAAUAGAGAGAAUCCUAGAACACCUGUAACUGGAAGAACUUCCCUUUCACGUUCUACGUGUGACAUUCUGGAUUCUCCAGCACCAGUGACAGAAACUAACGUAAGGGGUGUAUUAACUCCACCAACUACCAAACCACAAAGAGUUGUUGAUGCACUCGUAAGAGGAAAUCAUUUCCCCACAGUGUCUACACUUGCUUCAUUUACUCCAUCAAAUAACAGUAGUGGUCAGCACCUUGAACAUAAGCCUCCUAAAGGCGACUGUGAACUCAUUACUCAUGGUUUAAAAAACAUUAUCCCUGCUUCACCUGUAAACCUGGAGGCACAAGACCAAAAAAUGACUGUCUCUACAGAUAACCCAGAGGUAAAUAAAGCUGUAAGUGCAAGUGGCCAGCUGCCUAGAAGUCCUGACUUAGAGACAGAUAAUUUGUGCUCUGUGAAUGAAUUCGCUUACAAUAACUUAUCAGCAAAUGGAAACCAAAAUUUAAAAGGACAGAAUCACACAGAGGAGUGUUUAAAAUCUCCCCAUAACACUCUUGAUGAUAGAAAUGAAAGUCCUCAGGAAAAAGAGGUUGUAAGUCAAUCUAAGAGUCUUAGCCCAGAAGUAAUCUCUCCUGCUUCUGCAGAAAAUCAAACACAUUCUUGCACAAUGCUCGAAGGCCUUCCAUUUCCCGCAGAAUAUUAUGUUAGAACAACACGAAGCAUGUCAAGUUACCAGAGAAAAGUAGCCCUGGAAGUUGUAAUUCAAAAUCAUUUGGGUGUCAAAAAGAAAGGGUAUAAAAAUAAAAGUAAGGAGGCAACUAAAAAUUUAAACCUUCCCAGUGAAGAAACUGACCAGAGUGGAAUUAGGACCUCUGACACAUGCACAAGACAACCAAAUUCAGGAAGUCCUCAGAAACGUCCCUCUUCAACUGAAGUCAACUCUCCCCUUGGGCCCCCUGAAGAUAACCUUUCCAGGAAGGCAGUUAUCCAGCCAUCUGGUAGGAGACACGGAAGAAAAACAAAGUCAAUCUGCACCCCUGUAUUAGAUGAUGGUGAACUCCUUUUGCCAACUUUUGGCACAUCAGGUGUUAAUAGAUCCAAGGAAGAAGUUGCCUUGAACAAAGAGCAGAAUGGAAAGGCAAUUAUUCAUGGGAAGAAAGAUGAUCGUCAAAAAGAGGACUCCCUUUCUUCCAGAAAUAAUGCUUAUUUGGCUUUGGAUUCUGCUGCAUUCAGGGCUUCAUUUCCUAAGAAUGAGAUGCUAAGUUUAAAGCAACUGUCCUCUGUUCUCAAAACCACAGAUUUUCAGUUACCUGAUGAAGACUUUGGACCUCUUAAGCUUAAGAAACUGAAGUCCCAAUCAGAAAAAUCAGUGGAGCCUUUUGUAUCAAAAAUGUAUGGGGAUAAGCUCCUUAAGGAGGGAAACUGUGUUAUUUUGGAAGAAAUGACACCUACACAAAUUGAUAUUGAAAUGGAGGACUUGGAAGAGGAAAUUCUUGUUCUCCCAGGAAAAGCACAACCUAAAACACCAAACCCAACAAGCCAGCCUCAGAAGAAGGGCCUUUCUUCAUCCAUAGUACUUUUCACUCCUUUCAAUACCGUCACCCCUGAGGAUAAUGACAGACUGAUGGCAGAUGUGUGUUCGCCCGCCUUCCCCAUCCUAGGCACUACUCCAGCUUUCGGCUCCCAAGCACGCUGUGAAAGAGUGUCCACAGAGGUGGUUGGAUCAACUUGCUCUGUACCCCAACUUCCUCACUUGAAAGACUGUGAUCGGAAGCAAGGCGACGGUUGGGCCAGCCCCUCAAAAUCAGAUGGCAGCCCGGUUGUGUCAGGUCGGGAAGGACAGCCUUCCUGUGGCAAUGAUUCUGGUUCCCAAGCAAAACUUCUUCCCACUGAGUCAGUCACUUCCGAAGAAAAUCAGCUGUGUGGAAAUAUGCACGUGGAGUCAUGGAAACAGUCCACUGAGCAGACUGAAGUAGGAGACCUUCCUGCUUGUAAUGGCUUAAUCCCAGGCCACCUACAAUUGGUUUCGAAGUUAAAGAAUCCUUCUGGUUCCUGUUCCGUGGACGUGAGUGCCAUGUGGUGGGAAAUAGCCGGUUUCAAAGAGCCAUGUAUCAUAACUGCCUGUGAAUACGUAGUUUCUCUUUGGAAACCUCUAGAUACUUGGCAGUGGGAAAAACUUUAUUCCUGGCACUUUACAGAGGUUCCAGUGUUACAGAUAGUUCCAGUGCCUGAUGUUUGUAACCUCGUGUGUGUGGCUUUGGGAAAUUUGGAAAUCAGGGAAAUCAGGUCAUUACUUUGUUCCUCUGAUGGUGGAUGUGAAAAGCAAGUGCUACUGAGUUCUGGAAAUAUAAAAGCUGUGCUUGGCCUGACAGAGAGGAGGCUAGUCAGUAGCAGUGGGACCCUUUGUGACCAACGAGUAGAAAUCAUGACAUUUGCAGAAGACGGAAGAAGCAAAGAAAAACAAUUUUUGAUGUCCCCUGAAGAGACUGUACUAACUUUUGCUGAGGUGCAAGGGGUGCAGGAAGCUCUGCUUGGGACCACUGUAAUGAACAACAUUGUUAUUUGGAAUUUAAAAACUGGUCAGCUCCUGAAAAAGAUGCACAUUGGUGAUUCCUACCAAGCUUCAGUCUGUCACAAAGCCUAUUCUGAAAUGGGGCUCCUGUUUGUUGUCCUGAGCCAUCCUUGUGCCAAAGAGAGUGAGCCGUUGGGAAGCCCGGUGUUUCAGCUGAUUGUGAUUAACCCUAAGACAACCCUGAGUGUGGGUGUGAUGCUCUACUGUCUUCCCCAAGGGCAGGCUGGAAGGCAAAAGUGGCACUUCUGCAAACGUUCUUAGCUCACCAAGAACCUCAGGACUGUCAUCUGCAAUUCAUGCUUACAUAUAGAACUCGUUUCUUUGGAUUUGGGGAGAGAACCGUAGUCGCUGGCCUAGAAAUUUAGGAUAAAGAGAACUAUUCAAUCAAGCAUUUCCUCCGUCACUCUUCAAACUCAUUUAUUUAGCAAACCUUGAUACCUAUCUGGUGCCAGUUCCGUAGAGGGCACUACUGUUUCUAAUCUCAUGGAAAUAGGAGGCAACUAGAGACUAAUGUUCAGCACACAAAAUGCCAUGAGGCUUGUAGUGUUUGGGAGCACACAGGAUGGAGGGAGCACCUUAACUGGCAGUGGAGGGUUAGGGAGAGACUGUCAAGGAAGACUUUGUGGAGUUUCAGAUGUGUCUGGAGUCAAUCACACAAAGUUGGGUGGGAGCCUGGGAUAAAAAAAAUACCAUUUGGUUCACUCAGAACUGAAGGUUGACUCUUCGAGAUGCUGGUGAUGUGGCAGUGAGGAAUAACAACUAAUUUAUAUUAAGCCCUUAACGUGUAUUAAGUAUUUUGCUGUACUCCUAUCAUAUUCCUAUUUUACUGAUGAAGUUAAAUAAUUUGCCCAGGGUCACAGAGCUCUUACUUUGUUAGAAUUCAGAUCCAGGCAACUGACUGCAGCGCCCCCGUCUCUAAAAGACAGACAGAUUCCUGUUUUACAAUGUGUACGUCUUGGUGGGAGAGCUAGCCACCAAGUAUGGAAACAGGAUCAUCUCAUGAGUGAAAAGUGCUAUGAAAAUAAAACCUAUAACAUGAUAGGGAGCAGAGUACACGUGUGCCCUACACUAGACGGGAGAUGAGGGAUGACCUUUCUAGGGAGGCGACGUGCCUGCAUGAUGGUAGAAUCCCAGCCAUGCUAAGUGAGCACACGGGAGAGGGAACAGCAGGAGCCAAGACACUGAGGUGGUCGGAGCAUGGCCCGCUUGAAGAGUGGGAGGCAGGCUGCUGAGAGCUGGGGUGCGGGUGGCACGGGACGCAUCAGACACAGCCGGGACCCGGACGCAUGGUAGUGUCCGGAACUACAGCACACCUGCCAGCUGCCCUGGGAUUUCAAAGAUGGGCAUCACAUUUCCAGGUAUUUCUGUUCUUGUUGCUUCGGGGAGCGUGACUUUGGCUUAACUCGAAAAACUCUUUUGAUAUAUGAUUUGAAUUGUUUCUUCUCUGCUUGCUAUUAGGUUCCUGGAAGGUGAUGUGAAAGAUCAUUUUGCAGCGGCAGUAUUGACUUCUGGAACAAUUGCCAUCUGGGACUUACUUCUGGGUCAUUGUACUGCCCUCCUCCCACCUAUCUCUGAC
Molecule: messenger RNA, 4829 nt
Organism: Neofelis nebulosa (Clouded leopard)
Lineage: Eukaryota; Metazoa; Chordata; Mammalia; Carnivora; Felidae
Gene: PALB2
Product: partner and localizer of BRCA2
Exons: 13
Coding region: 161-3514 (1117 amino acids)
Biological process (GO): double-strand break repair via homologous recombination
Cellular component (GO): nucleoplasm
Molecular function (GO): protein binding; DNA binding
Source: RefSeq, a predicted model, not a curated record